This is a messenger RNA of Amoebophrya sp. A120, 509 nucleotides long. The record is from the annotation of a GenBank genome assembly. NCBI's taxonomy places the organism in Eukaryota, Dinophyceae, Syndiniales, Amoebophryaceae.
CGAACGCACAAGCUGUAUGGUGCGAACUAGAUCUUGUGGUGAUCGUGAAGCUCGCCAACACCAGUGCCCUUCAUCUGCGGUAAGCCCUCGAAGCUUCCCUAACAGUAUCGACGAGUAACCCAUGUACAAACUACGAAGAAAUUAUAUAAUCAAACAAUGCAUUUGCUUUUGCAUACUAGUUGUUAGACGUUGAUCCGUUUUCGUUUUGCGCGUUUGUAGCUAAUAAAGAAGUGCAGAAACACGGACGUGAGCGGGACCAGUAAUUUCAAUUGCAUAUAGAAAAAAUAUAAAUUUGAAUCGAAAACCAGGUGGCCGAAGUGGGAUUCAAGGAAACCGCGAGCGGGAGCAAGAAGCUUGACGAAGACGCAUUACGGUGGAGGACACGUUCUUUGUUCUCUUUACUGACUGCAGGUGCGGUCCCAUCUGAUGACAUACGGCACUUGAGGCGGUUUUCACAAUUGCUAACAUCGUCUUGGAGUGGACCACGUGGUCCACCUGCAGACCAGGAG